AUGACCCCUGUCAGACCGAGGACAACUGUACAACUUCUGCAAUUUACAGACAGACAUGGACAACUGGCAACUGUCAGGCAUUAUGUGUUGAGUGGAUGGCCGAGAGAAGUAGACUCCGAGCUUCGACAUUACUGGAAUCGCCGGCACGAGCUAAGUGCCUUGGGUGGUUGUGUACUGUGGGAGUCUCGAGUCAUUAUACCUCAGAAGGCGUGGCCGAGGGUGUUGGAGGAAUUACAUGUGGCUCACCCGGGGGUAUCUAGAAUGAAGAGCCUAGCAAGAAGCUACAUUUGGUGGCCAGGAUUGGAUGCUGAUAUAGAGAAGAUAGCAAAAUCUUGCGGGACAUGCAAAGGGCAUCAGCGAUCACCACCAAAAGCGCCUCUUCACCCUUGGGCACAGCUGGAACGUGCGUGGUCGAGAUUACAUAUCGACUUUGCUGGGCCAUUCUUGGAGCGGUGGUUCGUUAUACUGUCAGAUGCGUACUGUACAUGGUUGGAAGUAAAACCAAUGAGUUCCCCCGCAACUGGACCUACCAUUCGGGUGCUACAGUCUAUUUUUUGCGACCCACGGACUACCUGA
Molecule: messenger RNA, 576 nt
Organism: Corticium candelabrum
Lineage: Eukaryota; Metazoa; Porifera; Homoscleromorpha; Homosclerophorida; Plakinidae
Exons: 1
Coding region: 1-576 (191 amino acids)
Molecular function (GO): nucleic acid binding
Source: RefSeq, a predicted model, not a curated record